UAAGAGAGGGUAAAAAAGAAAAGAGAAAAGCAUCUCCUUCUUAAUUCACGGUGGCAAUGGAGAUAUAGGAAGGGAAGCGAAGGGAAGUGAAGUGAAGAAAUGUGGAAAAUGAAGGACUACAUGUCGGGGGGUGAUGAAGAAGAGAGAGCAGAAAGCUUCCUAGGUGAAGAAUCUGAAGGCUUCUGCUCUCUCUCCCCUACGCAGAGGAUGUACGCAUUUGCCGCUUGUUUACUUUCUGGUCUUGUUCUUAUGUUUCUGUCACUUAUUGUGUUUGUCAAACCCAUCAAAUUUGCAUUAUUGUUCACCUUCGGCAAUGUGUUAGCAGUUGGAAGCACAGCAUUCCUCAUGGGACCUGAGCAACAGCUACGUAUGAUGUUUGAUUCUGUUCGUCUUUAUGCAACAGCCAUUUACAUUGGAUUUGUUGUUCUAGCCCUCAUUUGUGCUCUCUGGAUCCAGAGCGAGAUCUUAACAUUACUUGCAAUCAUAUGUGAGAUUUGUGCGCUUAUUUGGUACUGUCUGAGCUACAUUCCAUUUGCUAGGAGAAUUGUUUCUGACCUAAUGAUCCGAUUUUGUGACACGGAGCUUUAGAUGUGAAAAAGAAAAGGAUUGAUCAUCUGAGAACUUUGGAGGGCAUUUUUGCCUUGUUUCAGUGUUUGCUGCUCAUAGUUGGCAAAAUAUUGUUUUGUCAGAUUGCUUUUCAAGAGUCCGAUUUUUAUUGUAACAAAACUUGUUUAUAUCUUGGAUUUUAUUCUCAUAUAUAUCAAAUUGAUUUCUCCUGGU
Theobroma umbraticum is the source of this 780-nucleotide messenger RNA. Its product is annotated as Got1/Sft2-like vescicle transport protein family. Gene Ontology annotation, cellular component: membrane. Lineage: Eukaryota; Viridiplantae; Streptophyta; Magnoliopsida; Malvales; Malvaceae. The record is from RefSeq and is a predicted model, not a curated record. Gene Ontology annotation, biological process: vesicle-mediated transport.